AUGGAAGCAGUACAUUUUUACACUCUCCCCUCCCAGGGGAAGCACAGAUCGCUGCUCCCCGGCGCUCUGUGCCCCCCUGACCUCUGCCUCGGCUCAGUCCCCGCAGAUUUUGGCAAACGCGUGUACCAGGGAGUGCGAGUGAAGCACACGGUCAAGGACCUGCUGGCUGAAAAGCGAUCCCGCCAGGGCAGCGCCUCCCGCUUCACCGGCAGCACCAGCACAGCACAGUCACCCUUUGGCCAAAUGCCAGGCUCGCCCACCACGGCUGGUUACUACGGCGGGCGCAGAUCCUUCCCGGCCGAGCUGGAUUUCCACAGCAGCAAGCAGUGUGUCAGCGAUGUCUACCCCUCCUCUCUGGGCUCCAAACCCUUCUCCUGCGACCCCUCUGCCCCCCAGGGCUACCCAGCCCUCCUGGAGCCCUAUCUCAGCGAGCAUUUUGGGGAUCACCGUGCUGCUCCUCCUCCUCUCCCAGCUGCUGCCAGCUCCUUCUUCAGCGCUGCGGCCGUGCCCCCUCUCCUGCCACCCUUCCCCAGCGACACCGGGCACCUCCUGCUCGUGACCAGAGCUGCUUCCCCGUUCCGAGGCUCAGGCUGGACCCCAGCCCUCCCUGGAGCCCAGCCCUACCCUCUGCACCCCCUUGAAGAUGCCCACUACUCCCCCAGCUACGCUGCCACCUCGCCCUACAGCUUGUCCCCGUUUGUGGCCAGGCAGGCUGCUCUGGCCCCUUUUGGCCGGCGGUGUGGGGCCGGGGCUGGGCUGUCCGUGCCGCAGCACCGGGUGCCCGGCGAGGCGCUGCCCGCUCCGCCUCGGGAUGUCCGGUAA
Taeniopygia guttata (zebra finch) is the source of this 822-nucleotide messenger RNA. NCBI's taxonomy places the organism in Eukaryota, Metazoa, Chordata, Aves, Passeriformes, Estrildidae. The record is from RefSeq and is a predicted model, not a curated record.